ACAUCAAGUCACAUGACUAAAAGAAUAAAAUGUGGUAAAGCGUACUCACAAUAUUGUAAUUUGAGCACGAACAUGGAUCGAUUUAAUCUUAACAGUCAACUGGAACAUUUGCAAUCAAAAUAUGUCGGAACAGGCCAUGCAGACACGAAUAAAUUUGAAUGGUUGGUGAACCAACAUAGAGACAGUUACGCUUCUUACAUUGGACACCACGCACUGAUAUCUUACUUUGCAGUUGCACAGAAUGAGUCUGUUGCAAGAGUCAAGUUUGAAUUUGUUGAGAAAAUGCUCCAGCCUUGUGGAGUUCCUGUUCCAAGAGAUGAAUGA
Molecule: messenger RNA, 324 nt
Organism: Paraglomus occultum
Lineage: Eukaryota; Fungi; Glomeromycota; Glomeromycetes; Paraglomerales; Paraglomeraceae
Source: the annotation of a GenBank genome assembly